CCAUCUUAGCUUUCAAUUUUUAUUUCACACCAUUUCCUGUCCUAGUCCUAGUCCCCCAACAUUCAUUUUCAAUUUACAAAUAUUUAUCAACCCAGGAUAAAUUACAGAAUUAUAUAUAUGUCUCCUGGAAUAGUAGUAACAUUUAGUGAACAGAUGAAAUUGAAAGGUGAAGAUGAUAUUGAUAGAUCAGAAAAUCAAUAUCAAAAAGGAGUGAAGCUACUAGUUGAUAAUGGUAUUCACAGUGUGCCUAAAAAGUAUAUACUUCCUCCUUCUGAACGUUCUGGCAUGAAUAUGGAAGAUGCAAAUGUUGCCAAACAAAACCUUGAGCUACCCAUCAUUGAUUUUUCUGAUUUGAUUGGUCCAAAUAGACACCAAGUCCUUCAAGCAUUAGCCAAUGCUUGUCAACGGUACGGAUUUUUCCAGGUGGUAAACCAUGGGAUCUCAGAAGAUGUAAUGAACAGCAUGAUGGAUGUGAGUGGAAGAUUUUUCGAUCUACCAUUUGAGGAAAGAGGAAAGUACAUGACAGCUGACAUGAGAGCAGCAGUUAGAUAUGGAACAAGCUUCAGUCAAACAAAAGACAGAGUGUUCUGUUGGAGAGACUUCUUGAAACUCCUCUGCCAUCCUUUGCCGGAUUUUCUUCCUCAUUGGCCUGAUUCCCCCGUGGACUUUAGGAAAGUGGUGGCUACCUACGCAGAAGAAACCAAAGACUUAUUUCUAAGGUUAAUGGAAGCCAUCGUAGAGAGUUUAGGUAUAGUUGAAAACAACAAAGAAGGAAAAGACAAUAUUCUCCAAGAAUUGGAAAAUGGGAGCCAGCUUAUGGCAGCUAAUUUCUACCCACCAUGUCCUCAACCAGACCUAACUUUAGGGAUGCCCCCUCAUUCUGACUAUGGAUUCCUAACACUUCUCCUCCAAGAUGAGGUUGAAGGUUUGCAAAUCCAAUUUCAAGGAAAAUGGUUCACAGUUCAUCCUAUUAAUAAUGCUUUCAUUGUUAAUGUUGGUGAUCACCUUGAGAUUUUUAGCAACGGAAAAUACAAAAGUGUGCUACAUAGAGUUUUGGUGAAUUCUUCUAAGCCUAGAAGAUCCGUGGCAUCGUUGCAUAGCGUUUGUUUCAACAGUACGGUGAGACCGUCACCAAAACUCAUUGACGAAGCGAAUCCCAAACGUUACGUAGACACCGAUUUUGAAACUUUUCUUGCCUACGUUUCAACAACGGAGACCAAGAGAAAGAGUUUUUUGGAGUCUAGGAAAUUCACUUCUAUUCUACAUCGCUAGGAACAAAAAGAAGGAAUUAUUAUAUACUACCUUAAUUAAAGUGCCACAUAUUGCACACAAUAAUUGAUUAUUUACUAGGAGAAAAAUUUGUUUGUAAAUUACACUGUACUCUUUUGAGCUAAUUUACAAUAUACUUUUUUCUCUUACAAUCAU
Molecule: messenger RNA, 1425 nt
Organism: Cicer arietinum (chickpea)
Lineage: Eukaryota; Viridiplantae; Streptophyta; Magnoliopsida; Fabales; Fabaceae
Product: probable 2-oxoglutarate-dependent dioxygenase SLC1
Source: RefSeq, a predicted model, not a curated record